This is a messenger RNA of Acipenser ruthenus (sterlet), 2886 nucleotides long. Its product is annotated as coiled-coil domain-containing protein 13-like. Bases 1809 to 2249 code for a protein of 146 amino acids. The transcript is spliced from 3 exons. The record is from RefSeq and is a predicted model, not a curated record. Gene Ontology annotation, cellular component: centriolar satellite. Lineage: Eukaryota; Metazoa; Chordata; Actinopteri; Acipenseriformes; Acipenseridae. Gene Ontology annotation, biological process: cytoplasmic microtubule organization; non-motile cilium assembly.
UUAUGUUCAAACUAACUGGAGUCAUCAUUGUUAAGGUUUCCCCCAUAUUGCAAAUGCAUUUCACAAAAGUGACACCUGCACCUGAACUAAUUCAUUAGAAUUUGAUGAAACUGCAUGGACAUUUGUUAUUAGAGGUGGGUGAGGUUUACAUACCGUUUUACAGAAGGGGGCAGUGUUAUCAGGUCAAACGGAUAAAUGGAUUAUUUAAGACAAUGAUUUGUAAAACAAGAACAGAUGUGAAAUCAACCAAAGAAAACCGUGACUUCCUUCAGUGUGGGCAAGGACUGUUUUUAGUUAAAUUGUGGGCACUAUAGUUUCAAUUAUGUGCAGAUUUGGAAUGUCUGGUUAAAAUUGCCACCCAGACAGUGACUGUCUAUAAAUGUAUAAAAACAAAGGUUGAAGAAUAUGACCUUAUGUGGUUUUACUUGUGAAUGUCAAUUUGUUGGUGGUUUUAUUAACUGAUUUUAACAUAACAUUUCUCAUAUUUAUAUUUUAAAUCUGUUAUCAUCCAAGGGAAACUAAGGAAUUUAUACAGACUAAAAAAAUAUGCAUAAGAAUAUUUCUGAGCAGUUACAAAUUUCUUAACUUAGAAUCUUAUAUAAUUGUUUUGUUUGUCUGUCAAGCCACUGUUAAUAAAGAUAUUUGCAUUCCGUAAUAGUUUUCUAGAAGUACCAGGUACAAGAAAAAAACAGCUGAUAUCUUUAAAAAACAAAAUAAGCACAAAAGACACUAUAGUUCAGGACCCAAAACCAUCUGACCUCUGGAGAUCAAAAUGAGCUGUAGUCAGUGGCAGGCCUACGAUAUGACAUGAUUUGUAAGAACAUGAUAGGGCAAUAUUUUCAGAAUUCCUGUCACUUCAUAAAGGAAAAUGUUAUUCCUCAUGGGCCAAAACAAACAAAAAAAAAACUUGAAUGACUAUGUUCUUGUUUAUACCCUGGACAAUUACACACAGUGGUGCUUUCUUUGUGGUAUUUUGCACCCCUUGUGGUUAAAUAAGGGACCAUAAUAACAAUAGAAAAAAAAAAAAAAAAAACACCUCAAGCUUAAGCACUUGUCAUUUCCCAGUUACUGUUGUCAUGAAAAUACUAGGGUGUACUUGGGAAUAUGAUGGAGUGUAAGCUCAGGAAAAAAAACAAAACAAAACAACAAAACAAACCCAAAGCAUAAAAAAUGUAACUGAACAUCUGUGUCUCCCUAUUCAUAUAUUCAAUGCAUGUUAAGUGUUCAGUGGCUACCUCUAAUCAAGUUGAGUGUAUUUCUCGCACACUCUAUUCUUUGUCACUCAAAAAGCACAAGAUAAGUCAUUAAAUGUAAUUUAAAAAAAAUUGAUAUUAACGAAUUUAAUCUAUUUAUGAUUCUGUUGUGGUUUAGAAUCACUUGUCAUUGAGCGCUACAAAAUUAUAAGUGUAGUUGCCGCCAAUAGGUUCCAAUGGGGACAUAACUUAUAAUGCUUUUGUGCCUAAGUAUCAUUAUAAGUGUCAAUUAAAACACUCAAUUGCUUUCAUUUUGAAUUUUGCAGUAUUGUAGCACCAAACCCAUUGCAGAAUAAUAUAUGUAUGCAAGUAACACACUGCAUUAAAAAGUGCAAUAGAAGUCAAUUACAGUGAGGGUCUCACUUUAGAACUUACAGCAGGGACCCUGUUUUAAACCCACCUCAAUGAAUUGCCUUAUUUUAAAAUGUUUCCUAUGUUGUUUGCUUUAGAAUAGCAGUCAAGCCCUGCAAUGGAUUGUGAUGAUGAGGGGGGUAAACCAGAGCCCGAGGCAGCAGUUCCAGGCCUUACAAGAGCAGUAUAUGGAGAAGCAGAAAGAUGAACUGCAGCCAUCAGAGAGCUUCUGCAAGCAGGGAGGCAGACCACUUCAGCGCUGAGGAUGACCUCAAGCUCCUGGAGCGGGACAGGGAACCUGCUGGUGGCCUUAGCACAAAGAUAUUAGAGGAUGAACAGCUUCAGGACCAGCUGAGGGAGGUGCAAGAUGAGAACAGCAGGCUUUACAAACUCCUCAGUGAGAGGGACUUUGAAAUGAAACACCUGAAGAAGAAACGAGAGGAGGACAGGCUUGCUUUAGCAGGUACCUCUGGCAUGGAAGGUGACGUGGCAGCCACUAAAAUAGUGGAGCUGUCCAAGAGAAACCGGGAGCUGACAGUGGAGAUGGAACGAGAGAAAGCCAAGGUGAAACUACAUAGCAACAUAUUAUACUGUCUCGGUUUAUUACAUACAUGUGAUUUGCAGAUAAAACAAGAAACAUUUUAAUACAUUUCUUCUUCAUAUUUCAGGAGUUGUUUACUCAAUGUAUAGAGAAUUCUACUUGAAGCCGCGAGAGCAAGCAAAAGCCCUGCUGGAGAAAUGAGUCUGUUUGAACGUUUUUAGCAAUUUAUGUUUUUUAUUUUAAACUCAAUUAUAGUAUAUAGUGUUUGUUAAAAUAUCAUUCAAAAAAACAAACAUGACAUACAGCAUUUAUCAUGGGCCUUCGGGUGAGUUUGUUAUACAUCAGCUGCUCACCGCCUAUGAUGUUAACACCAUAUGUCAUGUUUUUUUAUGACCUAUAUGUUUAUGGCCUGAAUGCUUACAUCAAUAGGAAAAUACUGUGUGUGUAUAUGUAAAAAAUAAUAUAUAAAUAUAUUUAUAUACUAUACAAAUUCCUACAUCAUGACGUUCACUGGUUGGCAGCUUCAUUUAAAAACAAACAAGCACAAUCUGACAGAAAAUAAAGACACAGACUUUGAACCAAACAAUGACAAGAGCUCAAUAAGUGAUGUUCAGACCAAUUCCAAUUAGAACUGAAGAUGCUUUUAAAAGAGAACACAAAUACAAGGCAGACACCUGUAAACCUCACACAUUUGUGUUCAGUGAGCGAAAUAACACAACACAAAAUAUGCAUUAUGCAUGU